Messenger RNA from Cricetulus griseus (Chinese hamster), 545 nucleotides. The record is from RefSeq and is a predicted model, not a curated record. NCBI's taxonomy places the organism in Eukaryota, Metazoa, Chordata, Mammalia, Rodentia, Cricetidae.
AUAAAAAGCUCCAAGGAAAAUAUCUCAGAAUCAUCUCCCCUGUGUCUCCUGUUAAGCUUUACUGCUCCUGUAUAAUGAACGUGGUUCUUACUGUAGCUGUAAUUGCACUUUAUGUUACUUUGUCAGUGAGAAAAGAAAAACUGGCCAAUGUGAGCCCUGGACCUUGCUAUGCCACCUGCCCAAGAGACUGGAUUGGAUUUGGAAGUAAAUGUUUUUACUUUUCUGAAGAUACAAGAAACUGGACAUCCAGCCAGUCUUCCUGCAUAGCACGAGAGGCCCAUCUAGCUCUAUUUGAGAGCCUGGAAGAACUGAGUUUCCUGAAGAGAUACAAGGGGGAUUCUGACCACUGGAUUGGCCUGCACAGAGAGUCACCACAACACCCUUGGAGGUGGACAGACAACACUGAGUAUAACAGCUUGGUUCUUAUCCGAGGAAGAAGAGAACAUGCCUACCUGACUGACACUGGGAUCAGCAGUAGCAGGGACUACACAUACAGGAAGUGGAUUUGUAGUAACCAUAAAGCUAUUCUUUGCAAGGGUCAGUGA